Molecule: messenger RNA, 1819 nt
Organism: Pungitius pungitius (ninespine stickleback)
Lineage: Eukaryota; Metazoa; Chordata; Actinopteri; Perciformes; Gasterosteidae
Gene: fpgt
Product: fucose-1-phosphate guanylyltransferase
Exons: 4
Coding region: 67-1812 (581 amino acids)
Molecular function (GO): transferase activity, transferring phosphorus-containing groups
Source: RefSeq, a predicted model, not a curated record
GAAAAGGGUCCUUCACUACCGGCUAAAAUUAAAGACACUAGAGAAAUCGGACCCGGAACCGACAGUAUGAGCCAGGAAAGUGUCAUAAAGUUACAAAUAGCGACACAAGAAAAGAUCGGAAAAUUUAACUCUCUGCGUGCUCGCGAGGUGCAGCCCGGAGAGUUCUGGGACGUGGUGGCUGUCACCGCCGCAGACGAGAGCCAGAGAGCCGCGUACGAGCUGCAGGUGAGACAGAAAGUAGACCGGAAGGAGCUUCCCCUCGGACCUCACUACAAGGUCUUCUGUGAUCCACCUGGACCCAAAAUAGGGAAUGGGGGCUCUACUCUAUAUGCGCUGCAGCAGUUGAAUGACAUCUAUGGGAAGGCUCUGGAGAGGCUGAGAGUCCUCCUCAUCCAUGCAGGAGGAUUCAGCCAGCGUCUGCCCAGCGCCAGCGCCUUGGGCAAGAUCUUCACCGCCGUGCCGCUGGGAGACCCUCUCUACCAGAUGCUGGAGCUCAAACUGGCCUCGUACGUUGACUUCCCCUCCCGGAUGAGGCCGGGCGUCCUGGUGACCUGCGCCGACGACGUGGAGCUGUACAGUACCGGAGGCGAUGAGAGCGUCAGGUUCGACCAGCCGGGCUUCACAGCUCUGGCCCACCCGUCCUCGCUGUCCGUCGGCACGACCCACGGCGUCUUCGUGUUGGAUUCGGACGAAAAGUCGGGCGACUCCGAGGUGGAGUCCGUCUCCUGCCUGCGCUUCCUGCACAAGCCGAGCAUCGCCGAGAUGCGCGGCAGCGGAGCUGUCCGUGACAGCCGCGGGGGUUGUCUCUCUCUCUCUGACGCGGAGUUUGUCUACACGGACAGCACCUAUUAUGUCGACUUUGGCACUGCCAAAUCCCUCCUCGGCCUGCUGGAGGAGCUGGGGCCUCUGGACUGCGAGGUGGACGCAUACGGGGACUUCCUCCAAGCGCUGGGCCCGAGGGCCACGGUGGAUUACGCCAGCAACACCGCCAACGUCGCCAAAGAGGAGGGCAGCCUGGUGGGCGUCCGCCAAAAGAUCUUCCAUCUCCUGAAGGGCACUCCCUUGAGUGUCGUGCUCUUGAACAACUCCAAGUUCUACCACAUCGGGACCACGUCGGAGUACCUCUUCCACCUCGCCCGGGAUGGGGCCCUGAGGACCGAGCUGGGUCUCCUGCCAUCCGCCUUCAGCGUGGACGCCAACGAGAGCUCGGGCCGCUGCGUCAUGCACAGCGUGCUGGACCCCGCUUGCUCCGUGGGAGCCGGGUCCGUGGUGGAGUACUCCCGGCUGGGAGCCGGGGCCUCCGUGGGCGCCGGCUCCGUCGUCAGCGGCUGCUGGGUCCGGGCGGGCCUGUCGGUGCCCGCCGGCGUGCUCGCGCACUCCCUGUGCGUGACCCGCGGGCGCCGCGCCGCGUUCGUCACCGCGAUCUUCGGGAUCGAGGACGACUUGAAGCGCGCCGCGGAGGCACCUUCUGGCCUGGCGGAGCUGAAGCUUUGCGGCGUCAGCCUGCCGGCGUGCCUGUCCCGCUGGGGGCUGAGUGAGGGAGAGCUGAGGUUCUCCGGCGACGCGCCCGCCUGCAGCUUGUGGAACGCCUGUCUGUUUCCCCUUUGCUCCGAUCAGCAGAGCUCAUUCUCGCUGUCCCUGGAGAUGCUGCAGGCCGCCCUGAGCGGCUCCGCGUUCACCGUCCCCAAAGGCACCGCGCUGGUGUCCAUGCGAGAGUGCUUGAUGUGGAAGAACCUGGAGGAGAUGCUGAAGUUCAGGGGGGGAUUGUAUGAAGACAUUACGAGAAGUAAACGAGACAAUCAGAGUUCAUAAUCGAGAA